Podospora pseudocomata is the source of this 279-nucleotide messenger RNA. RefSeq lists its product as uncharacterized. Lineage: Eukaryota; Fungi; Ascomycota; Sordariomycetes; Sordariales; Podosporaceae. Bases 1 to 279 code for a protein of 92 amino acids. The transcript has 3 exons. The record is from RefSeq and is a predicted model, not a curated record.
AUGGCUCCUGUGGAAAGCACCGAGAAGCGAAGCCUUAUAGUGGCAUCCGUCGUCUCGGGAUGUCUCCUUUGGUCUGUUCCCCUAAUCCGGCUUCCGAACCCAGCGAGGCCGGACGUCACGCUUGCACGUGGCAUAUUCAUCUUGGUGCACCCGGCAAUCCUCCGUAGACUUCGCCAACAGACCGAUAAGUCGGAUCACCGAUACGGCACCGACUUUGUCAGAUUGUUGCCUGUUCGGCUGUUCCACUCAGCACCGAAACAGCCAGUCUGCCGGGCGUGA